Molecule: messenger RNA, 650 nt
Organism: Ruditapes philippinarum (Manila clam)
Lineage: Eukaryota; Metazoa; Mollusca; Bivalvia; Venerida; Veneridae
Product: complement C1q-like protein 4
Molecular function (GO): protein binding
Source: RefSeq, a predicted model, not a curated record
UGAGUUUUCACAAGUCUAUAACUGCAUAUGUCUAUAAAAUGUUUUAUCUGCUUUAUGUGUUGUUGUGGACCUGUAACUUUGUCCUUUGCGAUGACAAAAAUAUUGAAAUUCAAGAACUUAAAGGAAUUGUAGUCCGCAUGGAGGAGAUGAUGGAACUUCAAGGAAACGCAAUUUCUAAAUACCAUCAGCAAAUGGAAGAGGUUAAUGAAAAGAUUAAUCAUCUCACUGAACAAGUAUCUGCAUUUCAAAAAGGCAAAAGAGGCAAAAGGCAAACGGAACGGGUAGCCUUUACUGCUUAUUUGGAUCACGGUCAAGCAGUUCACAGUGGUAAUGUUCUAAAAUUCAACCAGAUAUUGUAUAACGUCGGAAAUGCUUACAACAUCCAUACAGGUAUCUUCACUGUACCAAUAACUGGCACAUACCUAUUUUCGUUUCAAGUUGAAGACUGGAGAACGAAGGAAUUGACUUUCUACUUGAUGGUUGACGGUCAGAACAUGGUAGACGCUAUAAUUGGCAAUACUGGAAGUACACAGAGUGGUAACACAGCUAUUUUAGGUCUAACGAUAGGAAAUUCUGUUUGGAUUGAAUCUGCUGAGGGAUAUGCGUAUGGCGAAAAUAACUUUCGUGGGACAACAUUUUGUGGUGCAUUU